Molecule: messenger RNA, 1564 nt
Organism: Lagenorhynchus albirostris (white-beaked dolphin)
Lineage: Eukaryota; Metazoa; Chordata; Mammalia; Artiodactyla; Delphinidae
Gene: HS3ST4
Product: heparan sulfate-glucosamine 3-sulfotransferase 4
Exons: 2
Coding region: 1-1365 (454 amino acids)
Molecular function (GO): [heparan sulfate]-glucosamine 3-sulfotransferase activity
Source: RefSeq, a predicted model, not a curated record
AUGGCCCAGUGGUCCGCACCUCCUCCGCCUCCGCCUCCACCUCUCGCCGCGCCGCCGCCGCCCGGCUCCUCGGUUAAGGGCCCGCCGGCGCGCAAGCUGCUUUUCAUGUGCACCUUGUCCCUGUCCGUCACCUACCUGUGCUACAGCCUCCUGGGCGGCUCGGGCUCCCUGCAAUUCCCCCUGGCGCUGCAGGAGCCGCCGGCCGCCGCCGCCGAGCCCCCGCCAAGACCGCCGCCACCCUCGCUGCCGCCUCCCCCCGUGCGCCUCGGCGCCCCCUCGCAGCCGCCCGCGCCGCCGCCGCCGGACAGCGCGAGCCGCGGGGAGCCGCCCGAGCCCCCCGAGCAGCCUUCCGCCCCCGGGGCCGACGGCUGGGGGCUGGCGAGCGGCAGCGGGGGCGCCCGGGACGCCUGGCUCCGGACCCCGCUGGCCUCUGGCGAGAUGGUCACGGCGCAGAGCGCGCUGCUGGAGAGGGAAGCGCAGGAGUCCAGCACCACAGACGAGGAGCUCGCAGGCCGGAGGGCGGCCAACGGGAGCAGCGUGAGGGGCGGCGCCGUCAGCACCCCCGACUACGGGGAGAAGAAGCUGCCACAGGCCCUUAUCAUCGGGGUCAAGAAAGGAGGGACCCGCGCGCUGCUGGAGGCGAUCCGAGUGCACCCGGACGUGCGGGCGGUGGGCGUAGAGCCGCACUUCUUCGACAGGAACUAUGAAAAGGGACUGGAAUGGUACAGAAAUGUGAUGCCUAAGACUUUGGAUGGGCAGUUAACCAUGGAGAAGACACCAAGUUACUUUGUGACGAAUGAGGCCCCCAAGCGCAUCCACUCCAUGGCCAAGGACAUCAAACUCAUCGUGGUGGUGAGAAACCCCGUGACCAGGGCCAUCUCCGAUUACACCCAGACACUGUCAAAGAAACCCGAGAUCCCCACCUUCGAGGUGCUGGCCUUCAAAAAUCGGACCCUAGGGCUGAUCGAUGCCUCCUGGAGCGCCAUUCGAAUAGGGAUCUAUGCUCUGCAUCUGGAAAACUGGCUCCAGUAUUUCCCCCUCUCUCAGAUCCUCUUCGUCAGCGGUGAGCGACUCAUAGUGGACCCCGCCGGGGAAAUGGCCAAAGUACAGGAUUUUCUAGGCCUCAAGCGUGUUGUGACUGAGAAGCAUUUCUAUUUCAACAAAACCAAGGGGUUCCCUUGCCUGAAGAAGCCAGAAGACAGCAGCGCCCCCAGGUGCCUAGGCAAGAGCAAAGGUCGGACUCAUCCCCGCAUCGACCCCGAUGUGAUCCACAGACUGCGGAAAUUCUACAAACCCUUCAACAUGAUGUUUUACCAAAUGACUGGUCAAAAUUUCCAGUGGGAACAGGAAGAGGGUGACAAAUGAGGCUAGAGAUGUGGAGGGAAGGCUGGUGAAUAGCUAGGGAGGCUCCUUACCUGAGUCCUGAAUCCCCCAGGGUCUGCAGCCUCAGCCUUGCUGGGGUGCCAAGUAGAUCUCCUCCUUUGUCCAAUCAGGAUUGCUUCCAACGCUGUUGGCUUAGGCAAAGGGAUGGAUCCCAUGGCAUACUCAUGAGGGUACCAGGCCU